Molecule: messenger RNA, 1938 nt
Organism: Panthera uncia (snow leopard)
Lineage: Eukaryota; Metazoa; Chordata; Mammalia; Carnivora; Felidae
Gene: HTATIP2
Product: HIV-1 Tat interactive protein 2
Exons: 6
Coding region: 52-945 (297 amino acids)
Biological process (GO): import into nucleus
Cellular component (GO): cytoplasm
Source: RefSeq, a predicted model, not a curated record
CGCUUGGGCAGCCAGCGACCCCUGCGCGCACUUGGGAGGGGCAUCCGCCGAAUGGGGCGAGGGGACGCGGAUCCGCGGGGAAGGGGGGAUUCCCUGAUUCCCGGGCCCGCGGCGCUAAGCGCGGCGGCGGCGGCGGCGGCGGCGGCGGCGGCGGCACUGCUGGCCGCCUUGCUCCUGCUGUGGCUUGAGGACGCGGGGCCGGGGGCCGGCUCCAGCAUGGCCAAGACUGAGGCGCUGCCGAAGCUUCGGGAAGACUUCAGGAUGCAGAAUAAAUCUGUCUUUAUUCUGGGGGCCAGCGGGGAAACCGGCAGAGUGCUCUUAAAAGAAAUCUUGGAACAGAACCUGUUUUCCAAAAUCACGCUCAUUGGCCGGAGAAAGCUCACCUUCGAUGAGGAAGCUUAUAAAAAUGUGAAUCAAGAAGUGGUGGACUUUGAAAAGUUGGAUGACUACGCUUCUGCCUUUCAAGGUUAUGAUGUUGGAUUCUGUUGCCUGGGUACCACCAGAAAAAAAGCCGGGGCGGAAGGAUUUGUUCGUGUCGAUCGAGAUUAUGUCCUCAAGUCUGCAGAGCUGGCAAAAGCUGGAGGCUGCAAACAUUUUAACUUGCUGUCCUCUAAAGGAGCUGAUAAGUCGAGCAAUUUUUUAUAUCUGCAAGUUAAGGGAGAAGUGGAAGCUAGGGUUGAAGAAUUACAAUUCGAACGUUACUCUGUGUUUAGGCCUGGAGUUCUCUUGUGUGAUAGGCAAGAAUCUCGUCCAGGUGAAUGGUUGGUUAGGAAGUUCUUUGGCUCCUUACCAGAAUCUUGGGCCCAUGGGCACUCUGUGCCGGUGGCGACUGUGGUUAGGGCAAUGCUGAACAACGCAGUGAACCCAAGUGGCAAGAAGAAGGAACUGCUGGAUAAUAACACCAUCCAUGACCUGGGAAAAGCCGAUGACUCUCUCAAGCCGUGACCACGCUGGGGAAAUGCUUCCCUCUGUAAGAUGCAACACUCCCCACCUAAUUGGUACUCUCGGUGUCUAAAAGAAGUCAUUGUGUCUUAACUGCGGUUUCACUAUUCUCAGCUGCCCAGAUCCAGUAAAAAAAUUAUUGUGUUCUGCAUCAGCAGUGCAGAGCCUGCUUGUAUGUGUAUGUACGUCACCCAGGGAGCUUUUCAAAAGUAGAUUCACAGGCUGUGCCUCAACCUCUGAAUCAGAAUCUUCAGGGUGUGAGCACAGCGAUCUGUUGAUUUGUUUUAGCUUCCCCUGGUGGUUCUGGUGCCACUGGUGGGGAGGCCUGCUUUGAAAGGCUUGUCUGCAGUCAGAGCAGCAGUACAGACCUUUCAUAUUUUGCAGGUGAGUUCUGUUCCAAAAUUGUCCUAUUUGUGUUUCUUAGUUACCCGGUGCUGACUGCUGUAUUUGUGUAAAGGAACAUUGUGCCUUACUACUUCUUUAGAAUAUGUAAUAAAAUGUAUUACAUAACUGAGCUUGUAUAAUCAUGGGGAAAUUAAACAUAGGAAGGAAAAUAAAUGAACAAGUCCCGGGUGCCUCUUAUAUGGUUAGGAAAUGUCCAAGUAUUAGUGGAAAUAUGUAGCAUUUUGGUCAGUUGGGUGGUAUAAUACUGGUUAGUAUUUAUCAAGUGCCAGCCUUUACAUAUGCUAUGUGUCUUGUAACUCUCCAACAAUCCUUAUAAUCCUUAUAGGUUUGAGUAUUAUCCCCAUAUCUUAGAUGGAGAAACUGAGCCUCACUGUGGUUAAGCGCCUUGCCCCAAAGUCCGAAGCUGAAGACCUGAAGCUAGGAAAUGGCAGAGCCAGGAUUCUAACCCAAGUCAGCCUGACUGCAUAGCUUGUAUUUGUAACCGCUCUAUAAAAGCCUCCAGUAUCUGUGUAUUUCCAGGAAGUUCCAUUAAUUGUGACUGGAUUAGUACAUGCUAUGGAUGAAUAAAAUUGAAAUAUGUGGUUUCUUUUA